UGAGAGCUUGCACCGGAUCCCCUCCAGCGACCACCACUCCUUCGCCUCUUUCGCUUCCGCAACCGCAAGGGCCAGAAUGAACACCUCCGUGGGCACCGCCGUCCUCGCUUUCCUGCUGGUCGCUGCCACCCUCUUCGCCCAGGGCCAGGCCAUCUCAGGGGAUCCCAGCCUCUGCUGCUUCGAAUUCAUCAACAAGCCAAUUCCACAGAAGAACCUGGUGUCCUAUGAACACACAAACCACAUGUGUGCCAUUCCGGCUGUCAUAUUUACCACAAAAGGCAACCGGAGGAUCUGUGCCAAUCCUCAAGACAAGUGGACACAGAGUCGCAUUGAUGAACUCUCUCGAAACUGACCACGUUCCCCUUUCCCUUCCCAAAUGUCUCCUCCGCGAGAAGAAAGGAGGACGCCCUUCCGACUCGGAGGAGGAGAAUGGGGCACCUCUGCACUGUUGCACAUUAGUAACUGAAAAUGGUCGUUUGGGGUUUUAAAAGCCCUGGACCAAAGAAUGUAUUCUAUUUAAAUUAUGUCUAUCUAUUUUAAGCCAUUAUUUUGUAUAUGUAUAUAUCUAAUUUAAAAGGGAAGCCGAAGCCGUCUAAAGGCAAAACAUCAGUGAAUGAACUGCUGCAUAAAUAAACCUCAGGGCAAACAAAACUUUGCGGUCUCCAGUGGUUUCACUUUGGAGUAGCCCUCCCAGGCCGGGUCCAUGGGGCAGGAGGAAGGGGACCCAC
Messenger RNA from Sceloporus undulatus (fence lizard), 728 nucleotides. Its product is annotated as C-C motif chemokine 5-like. The coding region runs from base 77 to 352 and encodes 91 amino acids. Gene Ontology annotation, cellular component: extracellular region. The record is from RefSeq and is a predicted model, not a curated record. Gene Ontology annotation, biological process: inflammatory response; cellular response to tumor necrosis factor; G protein-coupled receptor signaling pathway. NCBI's taxonomy places the organism in Eukaryota, Metazoa, Chordata, Lepidosauria, Squamata, Phrynosomatidae. Gene Ontology annotation, molecular function: CCR chemokine receptor binding; chemokine activity. The transcript has 3 exons.